Messenger RNA from Pundamilia nyererei, 4596 nucleotides. Its product is annotated as zinc finger protein 229-like. The record is from RefSeq and is a predicted model, not a curated record. Gene Ontology annotation, biological process: regulation of gene expression. Gene Ontology annotation, cellular component: nucleus. The transcript has 5 exons. The coding region runs from base 415 to 2199 and encodes 594 amino acids. Lineage: Eukaryota; Metazoa; Chordata; Actinopteri; Cichliformes; Cichlidae.
AGAUUUUGCACAACUGCAUAGUGUUAGGUUUAUAGACUUAUGGAUUCUGGUCUAAUCUGGGAAAUUUAAAGACACAUGACCUACUUGUUUUGUCAGUUUUGCUGUUUGUCUGUUUGGAUUGGGAUGAUGUUAUUUUGUUCGUUUUAUAAAGCAUGAGCCAGUAUAUCCUCUGCAAAACGAGGUAAUGAAACACCUUUUCUUAGUAUUUAGAGGCUCGACCAGUUUAACACAAAAAUCUAGUCUGUAAAGAAGUAGUACCGCUUUGUGGCCCAUAGAGGGCAGCAGCGAAAUGCAUUUACUGUCUCUGGGAAAUCAGUCGAAGAAGUAAAGAGAGGAAACAAAAAUGAGCUGCUGAACUUCAGCAGCAGAGGAUGUCUGGUUUUAUGAGUACUACAAACAAAAUCACAGUCAGACAUGUUCAGGCUGGAAACAUUUGAGAGUCAGUUGUCGUCUGUGAUGGAGACUCUGGUGGAGGCGGCCGUGACAGAGCUCGGGAGACUUCUGGAGAGGAGCUCGGCUCCGGUUGUGGCCGCUCAGCAGCGCUCAAAUGCGGCUUCCGUAGUCGCCGUGAAGCGCGAGGAUGAGGAGAGGGAGGUGACGCUACGCAGGCAACUCCUUCACGAGGAUGUCACGAACCAGUUUGCUUCCCUGAUGAAAAAGUGGGCUGAAGUUGCUGUGGAGAAAAUCUCCUUAAUUUUCAGUGUGUCCAUGAGUGACGCCAGAGAUGCUCCUGCUGCAGAGAAACCCAGAGCAGGGCAGAUCGAUACUGGGGGCAGAAAAAAAUCUGUGUCCAGAAAGAGAAAUAACAUGCAAGGAUCGCAACCAGCAACAAGACAGAUGAGUGAUCACUUAUACUGUAGAGAGGAGGAACAGAUCGAACAGUCAACAGAUGAAGCUGACCCAGAAUCUGUGCCAGAACCUGCUGAUCCAGCAUCACAUGAGGAAAAUAGCUCUGAAGUCCUCUCUGAACCUGAAGUCACAAUAGCAGAUCCUGAACCAGUCUCCAGUGUCAUUGAGGAAAAUGGCGUCCAAAAAGACGCUGAGCAUGAAUGCACUGCUGUGAAAAUCGGAAGGAACCAUCCUAACAAGGACUUCACAUGUCCUACGUGUGGCAAAGCAUUUGCUCUGAAGUGUUUGAUGAACAGACACUGCCUGACUCACUCCAAGCCUCACCUUUGCUCUGAGUGCGGCAAGCGCUUUGCCGGACUCCGUGGGCUCAUUGCACAUUCGAGAAAGCACACCGGGGAGAAGCUUUACAAAUGCUCCAAGUGCGGAACGGAAUUUGCGUACAAAUCAACCUUCCACAGGCACAUGCGUCAGCACAACCUAAACAAACCGAUCACCCACACGUGCUCGCUGUGCGAGGAGCAGUUCACGGGGAAACAGGCGUUUCAGCGACACAUUUGUUGCGCGUUGAAGAAGACAUUUGUUUGCUCACUUUGCCCAGAGACCUUCGAGUGCAGGCAGAGCUUGGACGAUCAUGAGAAUCUUCAUUCAGGAAACAGAGAUUUUGUCUGCAAAAUGUGCGGCAAGACCUUCUUCUCGUCCGCAUCUUUGGCCGCUCACCGAGUUACCCACACACAAAAGGAAAACUGCGAGGUGCUCAGCCUCAGUUUCAGUGACACGAGCAAAAACGCCGGAGAAAAGCUUUUCACCUGCGAGGUGUGUGGCAAAGGAUGCAGUCACAGGAGCGCCCUGAAGCAUCACAUGCUGAUCCACACGGGCGAGAGGCCAUACGUCUGCGAGACCUGCGGCAAACGCUGUGGACACGCCAGUGCACUUCAGAACCACAUGAGGAUCCACACGGGCAAGAAACCAGGAGAGAAGCCCGUCUGCAACGUGUGCGGCAAGAAAUUCCGCUGCAUGGUCAAUCUCAAGUAUCACACGAGUGUGCACACGGGGGAAAGGCCGUACGCCUGCGAUCAGUGCGACAAGAGAUUCAGCAACCCGAGCAAUCUGAAGAUGCACAUGAUGACGCACUCAGAGGAAAAGAUGCACAGCUGCAGCAUCUGUGGCAGGAAGUUCACGCAGCUCUACAGCCUGAAGCUGCACAGGCAGGUGCACGCGGGAGAACGGCCAUAUCACUGCGUCGUCUGUGGGAAAACUUUCAUAACCAACAGCGUGUUCAGGACCCAUCAGAAGGUUCACCUGCAGGAGGCAGGACAGGGGCAGACUGGAAAAACUGCAGUGAAAAUCUAAAACACUCUGUGAGGUCACUUCUUGUACUGGUUAUUGGUUUAAACUCUUUCUAAUGGCCAGCAGGGGGCAACUCCUCUGGUUGUAGGAAGCCAUCCAGUUUAAUAGGAGUUUAAUAGUUUCAGGUCAUACUGAAUAAAGCAUGAACCUACUUCUGUUAAAUACGGUCAUUAUUAGAGUCAGAAAGGAUGAUAAUCUAGGACAUGUUCUUGAGAUGAUGUUCUGAAAAGGACGAAGGAAAGAAUUGCAAUGACUGACCAGCUCAGAGACAGUUGGCACAAAGGUCACCUGAUCAGAGUAGUAACGAUAAAAGUGAGAAUGAGGAGAGUUUGACGGUAUCGAAGUGGCAAACAACCUAAACAGAAGAGAGCAGGUAAAUGAGAGAUCAAGUCCAAGUUUCAUCACUGAUUAACGACACAGAUGCUUCACCAGAAGGACUGUGUUAGAGAACCUAACAAAGGUUGGUGGGGUUAAAGUUAACUCUUAAACUUGGGCAUGACGAUUUUGGUGAAAAUACUUUUACUGUAUAAUUAAAUGAAAGCUUAUAUUCACAAAUGAAGCAAUUUGAUUUCUGUCUGCCUACAGAGAAUCAUUAAAGUACCCACUUUGUUCAAAUUAACUUCUUCAAAGUUAAACAUUUUUUAACGAGUGGUACGUCUUCAUUAGCAGCUGCUGACUCUAAGUUUCCUUUUAAAGCAGAGCUCGCUCUCAGUUUAAUAUAUUUUUUUCACUCGAUCGGUUUUACUGGAAUUACACGAAUUACUUACAUGUUGGUAAUUUCCUUUGUCAUUAAACAAAGGAGGAAGUAAAUAGGGAAAAUGGGGAAAAUAAAGAAAGCAGAUAACUGAAGCGAAUUAGCACUUCUUCAUUGUGCCUGAAACCUUAUAAAAAAACUAUCAGGAAGAUACACAAGCCUGAGGGGGAGUCUUGACAUUUGGUGGCUUUUAACUCAAUAAUAGUUACACUGCAGUUUUUUAGUUUCAGUUUUUUGUGCUGUUGUGAAAUUUUCCUCACAGUCCACUGUUAGUGGUAUUAUAAUAAGUGGAAGUGAUCCAAGCGUUCCAUCACCAAAACCAAAUGCAAAGCGUUGGAUAAAGUGGUUGCAGUGGAGUAAACCACACUGCCACUGGACUGUAGGGUAAUGGAGAUGUGUUCUUUGGAGUAACAAAUCACGCCUCUCCAUCUGACAAUCUGAUGGACAUGUCUGGGUGCGGUCGUUGCCAGGAGACCGUACAUGUCUAACUGCAUUGUGCCAAGUGUAAAGUUUGGUGGAGGGGUGAUUAUGUUGGGGCUGUUUUUCAGGAGUUGGGCUCGGCCCCUUAGCUCCAACUCAUUUUAGACAAUUUAAUUUUCCUAACUUUCUGGAACAGUCUGGGGAUCGCCCCUUCCUCCUCUACCAUGACUGCAGAUCGAUGCACAAAGCGAGGUCCAUAAAGACAUAGAUGAGUGAGUUUGGUGGGGAAGAACUUGACUGGCCUGCACAGAGUUCUACCUCAAGCUGACACCUUUGAACACCUUUGGGCUGAGUUACAGUGGAGACUGCGAGCCAGGUCUUCUGUCCAGCAUCAAUGUCUGACUUCAUAAAUGCACUUCUAGAAGAACAGUGAGAAAUUCCCAUAAACACUCCUAAACUGUGUGGAAAGGCUUCAAAGAAGAGUUGAAGCUUCUUUAGGUCUUGUGAAGGUGGCAAACAUACUGCAGGUGGUCCAGAGCAACAUAGCUUUGGAUGAAGAGGAUGGCUUCCUGGUGGAGAUGAAGUUAAAUACGUAUGAUGCUUAAGCCAUAGACUGUAUAAAAGAUACAUCGGAACCACUUUUUUGUUUUUGGAGCAAGAAGUGAGCAUACUUAUCUACAAGAGGUCAAAGUGCUGAAGUUAUUUGCUAACUCCAGCAACCUGGAUUCAUAAUGCACAGACUGCUGUUGGAUAAUCCACACAAUGUGGACUCUUUACCUUCAUCUGAAUGGAAAAUGUCAUAAGGUCAAAGAAAGCCAUGAAGGAGGAUUAAUGAAGAUAUAGGAAAAGAGAAUCAACUGCACUUCACUAGGUUACUAGUAUAGCUAGCUCGGUUACGAACAAUUUAAAUAUUGCCCUUUUUGUUUAAUCUUCAAGUGUGAAUCUCUAUAAUGGCUAAAAAAAUCAUCAUAUAAUACAAUCUAACAGUGACAAAAUUCCUCAAGCCACAUAUUUGUGUAGUUAUAGAUGCAUUUUUGAAGAAAUACAUUGAAAAAUAAUGUAAAUAUGUGACCUUCCCUAAUAUUUACAUCUUCAUAUUUAAUAUUUUUGUGAUCAUUGCUGAUUACACGGAGCUAAGAAAAGUAAUUAAGUUGUUUAGAAAUAUUUAAAUGAGUGUCACUGAAUCCAGACCUAUUAAAGUGAGUCACUGUGCUCUGUUAUGUCAU